Molecule: messenger RNA, 402 nt
Organism: Ylistrum balloti
Lineage: Eukaryota; Metazoa; Mollusca; Bivalvia; Pectinida; Pectinidae
Exons: 4
Coding region: 1-402 (133 amino acids)
Biological process (GO): positive regulation of voltage-gated potassium channel activity; regulation of synaptic transmission, cholinergic; sleep
Source: RefSeq, a predicted model, not a curated record
AUGCUAUGCGAAAUCUUUGCCUUAAUAAGUUUGAUACUCGUCGCAUUUGUACCAACCAUCGUCGGUGGUCUGCAGUGUUUUCAGUGUAGUACAGUAAAGGACAAGAAUUGUGAUGAUCCAUUCCAUAACUAUGACUUCUCCUCCAUUGAUUGUCCAACUGUGUGUGUCAAGAUUAGGUUUGAAGGGACAGUUGAACAAGGCUGUUUUAACAACCAGUCUCCUCUACCAGUGAGUGGGCCAAGUGGGUCAGGAUGUGUCUCCCAGUAUAUACCAAUGAAAGGCAUGAAAACCAUUUGUAGAUGCAGUACACCACGAUGUAAUGGUGGAAUGGGAAGAAAAAGUCUGGUAGAUUUAAACGUUCUCCUCACUGGGCCCCUCAUGGUCUUCCUCUUGGUGAAAUAA